AGUGUAACUUGACCUUGACCUUGUAAUAAAUGCAUGGUGGCGAGAAGCGAGACGACAAAACGACGAAUAUCAUGAUUUUAAUGUAAUCUGAGGUAUAUCUAGAAAACGGAGAAGUCAACCCUCUGAAACAAGAUGUCUGACGGUCAGAAUAUUGAGCUUGUCCUCCACAUGGUCAAUAAAAUGUGUGGUGAGCUGGUGGACAAGGGUCAGGAGUACUUUCUGGUAACAGCCAGUCCAAACAAAGCCUUGAACAUAGGCUCAGCCAAGGGCAGACAAUUCCUGCAGGCCAACACCGAUGUGGUUCAGCGCUUCAUCAAACAUUGCUACAGUUCCAAGGCGACGGUUAGAGAACAGGGUCUGGGGGAGAAAUCAAAGACAAAACCAGUAGGAUUGGAGACGACCCCAAAAAUUACACAACAUACUGCCAAGUUGGUGCCGUUAGCAAAAGUCCAACAGAAAACACCACAGAGCUCCACACUGGAACCUUCACCACGGUCACUCCGGAAAGGUGAGGGAAAGGACGGAAAUUCUAAGAAACCAACAGCAACACAAAAAAGUAAAAGCGUGGAAAGCCCGUCUGGUGCUGGUAGUGUUCUGUCUGCUGUUAACCUUACAGCCACCACAACCAAGGUGAACAAACCAGUGGCGGGGACUAAAAACAGUGCUGGCUCCAACACUGUGGGCAGUAGAGUCGGGGAGAGAGGCGAAACCUCACAAGGGGAUGAACUGGAGCAAACGAAACUGAAGGUGGAACUUCCUGACUCGCCCUACGUCAGUAGCCGUCCACUUCCUGACUCGCCCUUCGUCAGUAGCCGCAUCGAAGAUACAGCAGAAUCAAAUAAAGCGGAUGAAACAAGCUCCCCCACUAGAAUGUCCCUUCGUGCACAGCGAAAACGUAAAAUAUUUACCGAUUGUGAGAUGAGCCCGUUAAAAUUUGUCCGCCAAACAUUUCAAAAUGAGUUGAAAACUCCACCAGUCAGUAAAAAGGCCAGUAAAGCAAAGGGAGAUAAAGACCAAGUAACCCAUCUGAGGUCUGGCAAGAAAACUCCAACAUUAGACAAGGACAAAGUAAAGGGGAACGCUAAAACAUCCAAGUCUGAUGAAACCAUGUCCUCCUCUGAUAAAAAAAGAUCUAAAAGUCCCUCGGGGCAUUCUACAAAAUCAACAAAAAAAUCUAAACAAGGAGCACUGGGAGACAAAUCUGUAGAGUUACAGAACUGUACGGUAAAGUUGUCGGUCCUAUCCGGGACUACACAUAAAGCAGCGAAACCUGGCAGCAGCUCCGGGGAUUGUUCUCAAGUUUCUGUAAAGUCAGAAGAACCUAGGCCGAGAGGCAGGAGAUCGGAGGACCAAGUUAAGGCUAGGAAUGUUGCAACACUUCCUCAUAAAACCCAAGUAGGUCAGACUAGGCACUCGGGUAAAGAAUACACUGGUAUCAAGGAGGUGGAAUCACCGAGAGACGAGAACACAGAGUCUAGCGAGACUUGUGUCAAAAGUGAAGCCGGAUCACACGAUGAACCGGAACGUGUAACAGACAAUGAGGUGGAUUUAAAUCUGGAGUGUACCGUCGAAAGUGACGAGGACUUUGAGGACAAUAAUUACGUUGACGACAGCGACGAUGAGGAUUUCAACGUUGUUGUCAGGAAAAGGGUGUUGGUCAGAAAAUCUUCAUGUCCGUCAUUUAGGAAAAGUGUUCAGAAAGCUGUGAAAGGUAAAGGGAUACGCGGACGGAAAAAAGGUGUCAAAUAUAAAUCGCCAAAAGUGGAGAGUUUUCCCUGUUCCAUAUGUGAGAAAGUGUUCAGGGGAGCAGGAGCCAUGGCGCGUCACGCUAUUGUCCACACAAAGCAGUGCAUGGAGUGUGAGGAAGAGUUCCCUGACCAUGAAAGCCUGUUAGUUCACAGAAAAACUUGUAAGCUGGUGAAGCGUAGUAAUAAACUCUACCCCUGUGACAAGUGCGACCUGGUUUGCAUAGCUCCGUGGUCGUUAAGGCGUCAUCAGAUAGCGUCGCACGAGUGGCGCUGUCGAUAUUGUAAGCGUCUUUAUGACUCAGAGGAGAGUCUAGAUGAUCACUUGGAGAAUUGUAUCGACAAGGCGGUGAAGGAGAGCGAGCAGCAGGACCGUAUAGACGGCCAGCGACAAGUAUGUGGCACAUGUGGCAAGCAGUUCGCUAACAAAGGAAUCCUGAUGUCACACAUGAGGUGUCACACAGAGGAAGUUACCUCCCUUAUCAGUGAGAUCUGUGGGGUCGACUUGGAACAGGUGGACAGGAUUGUAGACGAUAUUGGAGGUGAAUCAAAAGAGAAUGAUGGUCUACAGGAGGCAGAAAAAGCCCUGUCCCCCCGUCUUCUGAGGUGUGUGAACUGUGGUGUGGAGUUCCGCACACCUAAGGCCCUGACAAAGCACAGGAAAACUUGUGUGGUGGAGACGAAAAACUAUGUGUGCCAGCAAUGUGACAAGUCCUUCAAACUGCGCUGUGAACUGAAUAAACACGCAAGAAAUUAUCACCCAGAGACAUAUUCCAUGCGUGCUUUGUACCGUAAUGAACGCGACCUCGGCGAGCGAAUUUGGUGCAAGUACUGCAACAAGACCUCCUACAACCACGCCUGGAUGAAAGUUCACACUGAGGGUCACAUAGAGAAAGGGGACUUACUGCUGGAGGCAAAGGAAGAAUCGACAGAGGAGGACAUGGAGACUGACCCACUGACUAAAGGGAGUGAGCUCGGCAAGGUUAGGUCAGAGGUCACAGAAACUAUGUCCGAGGUCAAUGAACCAAAUCCAGAAAAUCCAGAGGCAACUGACACUCAUGUUGAUCGUGAUGCAGAAUCUGAAGUUAACAAAGAAUCUGCAUUAGAUAGGUCGACAAUCAAUGAUGCGGGGUCAGAGGUCAAUGACUCAGUGUCAGAAGUUGGGGGUCCAUUGUUCUCGGAAGACGGCAGUGUUCUGUUGAGUUCAUUGAGGUGUAAGCUUUGUAAGAUAUCGUUCAAGAACAAACAUGAGCUAUACUCUCAUGCAGUUUCUCAUCGUGUGUUUAAGUGUGAUAUUUGUGACAAGGUACUUGCUAGUGCUGGGUCACUGAAAAAGCACCUGCAGAUUGCCCACAGUUCCCAGCGUGACUACAUGUGUGAGUUGUGUGGGAAGGCGUUCAAAACACCACGCUGUGUUCAGCAACACAUUGGCAAAGUCCAUGCCAAUCGAAAUUCACAUAAAAACGAAGAACCCCCAGGGCCUCACGUGUGUCCCGUCUGUGACAAGGUGUUUGAUUCCAGACGUCUCUUAACUAAGCACAAGUACUACCACAAGGACCGGACUACAGCAUGUCCUGUCUGUGAGAAGUGUUUCUCGGGCAAGGGGGAAAUGUUGUACCACCUCAAACAUGUACACUCUGAUGCACGAAACUACGAGUGUGCUCUCUGCCAGAAAUCUUAUAAGACCAAGUCGUCACUACGAGAGCAUAGAGCACAGCAUCACAUGAGUCGGGAAGGUUGGCGACAUCGUUGUGAGUAUUGUGACAAGUUGUUCAACAAGAAAAGUCAGUUGACCUACCACAAGAAGGUACACACUGGAGAUAAGCCGUUCUCAUGUAGCCACUGCGAGCUCACCUUCACUCAGAAAGGGAAUCUGUACAAACACCUGCAGACUGUCCACAUCAGGGAGGUCCAGUACACGUGUGAGUUGUGUGGUAAGGGAUUCUACCUCAACGAGAACUACAAGCUCCACAUGAGAACGCACGCGGUAGAGAACGGUACGGCUGCUAACGUUGGGGAUAAGUAUGGGGCCAUCAGCCACUGUACAAUCUGUAACCGCUACUUCCCGCGUACAUGUACGUACAAAGCUCAUCUACUAAUGCACAAACAGGAGUGGAAAUACUCCUGUCCCAUUUGUAAGAAGAAGUUUGUCACGGUGACAUCGUGUACGCGUCAUUUAAAGACUCAUCUGAAAUGUAAUAUGAGUUCCCUGGAGAUCCGUGAGAAAUUUCCGCUGAAGAUUGGAACCUCUGAGACCUCGGUAAUGUCUCAACUAAUAUCCGAGGUCACGACAGACGGGAGCCAGGAUAAGUCUGGGUCAGCUGGAACCAAGGGAGCUCACUCUAAAUCAGUUCUAAUCAAGAAGACGACGUCAAAGAUGAAACAUACUGAAGCGCCGAAAAAGAUAAAAUUAGAUAUACAAAAAUACAAGAAAGUAAUCAGCUCAAAAAAAAUAAUGAAAAGUGGAUCAGGCAACGUGCGUUCAGUGUUAGAAUCUUUAGCGACAGGCGGGGUGGUUGAGGAAUCGCCUGACAUCACACUCAACUUAGUUCCCAUGUUGGAUGACAGCCCCAAUACAUCUGGGGACAUCAGCUCCAUCAACAAUGCCUCCAGUAUCGCUAAGGCUGUGGAGUCUAUCAUGAACAGCCCCAGUACAUCCACAGCUGUCAAGUCUAUCGUUGACACCCCUUCUACAGCCGUCGAGUCUGACAUCGACGCCCCCAGCACAUCUUCAGCGGUGGAGUCUGUCGUUGACACUGGCAAUACAUCUUCAGCUGUUGAGUCGAUCCUCCUGGAAAAUGUGAAUAAUGUCAUGCAUUUGGAUGAUAAGAUGAUGGUGGCAGACACAAUGACAACCCUCGGGGAUCCGGAGAACAUCACUAUAAAUAACUCACAGGAAAUGUCGCCCAGUGAGCUUAACGACAUCCUGCAGACAGUGAACUCUGAGGACUUCCUACAGCAGCUUGGCAGUGGAAACAUCAUUCUAGUACAGCAAGGGGACACUAAGGCAUACGUCAUGUUGAAUACUGAGAGUACCUGUAUAGAUAUCAUCAAGUUUGAGGUAGAAGAUGAGAUGGACGAUAUCCCGACCCCUCAGGUAUUGGUACCUAAUGCCUCCCAGCUGAGUGUCCACAAUCCUGAUGCUGAGGUCCAGACUCCAACCAGCCAGGACUUGGACAGUAGUGACUCAGCUACUGACAGGUCAGGAGAUCGGGUUAUAAAUUCAGAACAAGACGGCACUGAAGAAAAACUCUUAGAUGAGGAAAUAGAGGAUAUGGACUGUAACAAUGAUAUUGCCGACGACUUUUCUAAUCAUCCCUCCCCAAGCCGGGCUGUUUCCACGCCAGGUUUGACAUCAUCAACGCUUGACCUGAAAACAGAAAACGUGGCCGUGUCUGAAACUGCAAAGAAAAGGGAUGAAAUAUCUGUUACCAGUGUCUCUGAUCAUUCUGACCGUGAAGCAGUUGUGGAGCUCACAACACCAGCACUACUCCCGAAUACUCCGGACGACUCGUCUGCAGCAAAAGAUAAAAAGGCAAUGAUGGAAACCAUGGGGCUUACAGAAAAACAGAAAUCCUCAUCACCUAAAACAAGGAGAACUCGUUCCUCUGUGGACAGAGAGGAGGAGGAGGAGGAUUCUGUUGCCACUCCUUCUCCAGCCAGAAAGAUCAGAAGCUCCCGAAAUUGUUCUACGCCUGUUUGGCUAGAUUUGAUUCCAAAACGAAAUAGAAAGCAGAAGAGCGGCCCGGACGUGUGUUUUACUAUAAAGAAGGAGAGUACAGGUGGAACUGGAGUCAGGAAACCACACAAGUUAACGCAAAAUUCAUCAGAAAUGCAGCAAAAUAAAAAACCUGAAACUUCUGAUGAUCAAACGCCAGUAAGAGUUGAAGUGAAAUCAAGUACCAGGCAGGUUAUAAAGAGGAAAAGUAUGGCAGAUGAUGUGGACAAAUCUGUGUCAUCUAAAAGGUCAAAACAAAGUCAGGCAUCCAACACAUCAACAACAACAAAUAGCAAACAAACAACUCCCACUGAGAGUCCACAACAGAGUCGACUGUCUAAGAGAUUGGCAUCAAAGUCUGACAAGGAGGCAACUCCAUCUGAAACCCCGAAACAGACUCGAUUGUCCAAAAGAUUGACCUCAAAAUCUGACAAGAAAGCAACCCCAGCUGAAACUCCAAAACAGACUCAAUUUGACAAGGAAGCAACUCCAUCUGAAACCCCGAAACAGACUCGAUUGUCAAAAAGAUUGACAUCAGAAUUUGAUGAGUCGGCGAUUUCUUCUGAAACCUCAAAAGAGGUUCAAGCAUCCAAACCAUUAACAUCAGAAUCUGACGGGGGAGCAUCACUGUCGGAAACCCCAAAACAGGCUAAAAGGUUAACAUCAGAAUCUGACGAGGAGACAAUCCCAUUAGUGACAAUAAAGCAGAAUGAAACCUCAAAGAUGUUGACAAGGAGAUCUGGAAAAAAGGCAGCAGCUGCUACUGAAUUACCUGAGCUAAGUAAAGUUUCCCGUAGAUUAAAAGCCAAGAAAAGGUUCCCUGGGUCUGAACUUGUGGAGGCUUCAACAGAGUCUAAGUGUGAUGUUUGUGAUAAAGUCUACAGCACCUUGCAGAACAUGCGUCGACACCGAAUCACUCACUCGGACUUCAAGGCGUACAAGUGUACUUUCUGCUCACAGCGUUUCCAUUACAUCCAGUAUCUACGGGAACACGUCGUGGGCUGUCUCAACAACCCACAACGGGUCAAGUAUCGUAACCACGAACGCAUGAGGCCCUCGCCGGUCAUGAUGAGACACCUUACAAUCGUACCCUCACCGGACGAACCGGACACAUUCAUCAACCUUCCUUUUAGUGAAAUGUCCGAUAAGUUAACAGAGGUGAACUCACAAGAAGAGAUACAAAAUCUAACAGCGGAAAAUACAGAGCAGGAAAUUCUCGAUGUGCUAGACAAGGUGAAGGCGUCCCAACCCGAGGUAAAUUUACAGGAGGCGAGGCGUUUACAUCGGGCGGCUACCAAAGAAUUUCGGGAGGGGAUUAACUCAGAGGAGUGGAUGACCGAGGAUGGUCAAUACAAAUGUUACAUCUGCGAGAAGAUCAUUGCAAACCAGUAUAACUUAUACCGACAUCUGCAGACUCACACCGAAUCAAGGCGUUAUAAGUGUACGUUCUGUGAGCGCCGCUUCGCCGUCGGACAAUACCUGAAAGAUCAUGUCAUCUCGUGUGUUAAGAACAGAAACCGUGUCACCUCGGCAACUAAUCGUCGACAAGUCGAUCCGGAAGUGAAGCGUAAAAUUAUAAUCCUGCCAUCGACUGUGGAGGACGGUACAUUUGUGAAUGCAGAAAUAGGAGAGGAUUCGGAGGGUGUUGAUGUAGACAGUGAACUCGAUUUAGGUCAUUUACCAGCUGGUUCCACUGGUGAUUCAGACAAAACCAGAAACUGGGAGAAUACUGAGGAUGAACCACUGGAGGAAAGCACACAGGUGCUUGAUGACGCCAUGGCAACUGAAGACCAGGAAGCAGUUUACAAGUGUUCUGUGAGGGAGUGGAAUAACUACUAUGCCCAUCGCUCAUAUGAUGGGACAGGCAAGAGUGCAUUCAAGCUCAGCGCACAAAUGAUCAGCGUGUUUAAAAAGGAGAAACAGUUGGGUGCUGAACGUGUUAAGAAGAAGGUCUCGUCUCCAUACCAUUGCACUGUUUGUAACUUGAAGAAAUUUAAUCGCGCUGAAACUCUCCGUCGACAUCUCUUUUCACACAUGGGCAAUAAUCACCAGUGCGAGAUCUGUGGGAUGGUCUUCCUUUACCAGGACUACCUGAAAGCUCAUGUUCUGCAACAACAUUUCGCAAUUAAAAGAAAUCGGAAAAGUCGGUCAUCCAAAUGUUUUACAUCCCAACCCCAAUCAUCUGGGUCUUUGUCCUGUGACAAAGCUAAACCUGAUGUGGUCAGCGCUGACUCUGAUCUGAAGACAAAUGGAUCUCAGAGCUCUGAUGGCAAGGCAAAGAGCUUGGAUGACAAGGCACAAAACUUAGUUGAUGAGGCAAAAAGCUCAGAUGACAAGGAACAAAGCUCAGAUGUCAAGGAACAAAGCUCAGAUGACAAGGAACAAAGCUCAGAUGACAAGGAACAAAGCUCAAAUGACAAGGAACAAAGCUCAAAUGACAAGGAAUAUACAUGUGACAAUUGUGGAAAAGUGUUCAAGAUCAAAUAUAGGCUUAAUGUUCACAAGUCAAUGUGUCUUAAGAAAACUGGGAAAACAUCACGUCUGAGGCAUAAACUUGAUAGAAAGUGUGUGAGGAAACUACAGAACUUCAAAAAACGCAUUUUAUAUCAGUGUGUGGAAUGCCAGAAUAAAUUCUUCAAAUACGAAAACCUGUUGUGGCACCAGUUCAGUAACCACGGCUUGGCCUCCUUCACCAAGUGUCCGGUGUGCUCGGAGACGACGGACAACGGACGUCUAUUGACUCACCUGAUAGAACGCCACCAAAGCUAUCAGUGUCAGCAAAAGACGAGCAAGGCGGCUCCGCCCCAGUACAACUUCCAGUGUAACCAGUGCGAUAAGAAGUUCACCAAGGAACUCACCAUGCUGAUACACCAGCAGAAGCACAUGUCGGGUAAGGACCAGUUUGACCCCGCCCUCGGUAACCAGUGUCCGGUGUGUAAGGUGAACUUUGUAACCUUCGGAAACAUGAGGCGUCACUUCAAGGUGGUUCACAGUGACGAGAAACCGUUCAUGUGCCAUCUUUGUGGCAAGUCAUUCAAAACCAACGACACCUUAAAGUCCCAUGUGAAGAUACACGAUCGGGAGAAACACCUCAAGUUCAGGUGUAAAACCUGUGGUAAGGGAUUCUUCAGAAAUCGUCUGUUAAAGGAGCAUGAGACCCUGCACAUUCCCGGGGCAACAACAUGCAUGUGCGACAUCUGCGGGAAGCGCUUCCGUCUGAAGCCGAAUCUAAGUAAACACAUGAACAGUGUUCACAAUGUCGAGCGUAACCAUGUGUGUCAGACCUGUGGCAAAACAUUCAAACUCAAAGAGCAGCUCAAAAAUCACAUGCGUUACCAUGUCAUUAAAGACGGUAAGGUAGGAGAGGUAGGAAAUAAGUACGGAAAGAUCUAUAAAUGUGAGACAUGUGGUAAGUUCUGUCCCUCCAGCUACUCACUAAAGAUACACAAGACCUCCCACUCCUCAGAGAGACCAUACCCCUGUGAGGUGUGUGGACGGAGGUUCAAGGUAAAGAGCAAGGUCCAACGGCACAUACAGAACGUCCACAAUUUUACGGGCAAAACCCGGCGCCCAAGGAAAACAGCUGACAGCAAACAAAUUAUAACUGCCACACAUUCGAUGAAGGAGGAGGCUGUCUGGUCGUCACAGAAUGAUGAGAAUAUUGCGGAGAGUAUCGUGGAAGUGAUAGUAAACAGUGAGGCUGAGUUGGUAGAGAGCACCAAGAUGUAUUCCCUGUUAGAUCACUCCUACAGACCCUCUACUUCUGGUGCCGCCUCCACGCAACAUUUGUCCCCCAACGAUCAGGCCGUGAUCAACGAGGCGGUCAAGGGCAUCACCGCCGAGGAGGACACGGAAACAAACUACAUCAUACAGGAUGUUCAGGAAAUUGAAGAUCAGCCGGGCAUGUACAUCGUCUCAACAGAUACGCCAGUGGAGGCUGGGUCGGAGUCAAACGAAACACAGACAUUCAGUCUGAGUGUGGAUGAAGGGCCGAAGACUCUAAUCUACUACAUCACCACUGACUAGUAUCUGGGUCGGAGUCAAACGAAACACAGACAUUCAGCCUCAGUGUGGAUGAAGGGCCAAAGACUCUAAUUCACUACAUAACCACUGACUAGCUAUGUCCUUGGGGAUUCAUCAGGGUUUUGGGAAACGGACCCUGCAAUGAAAUCAGGAAAAAGCAUCACAUAAUAGCCAUUUUGGGAUAUUUGGAUAAUCAUUAUAACAACUCAGAGAUUAGAUUAUUUAACUUUUAAUUAAGUCUGUCUUUAUAACAACAUGAUAAUUAUGUCCUUCCUACGUAUGCUGAAUUUUGAGAACUCAGUCAAUCAAUAGGAGUUAUCUAAAUAUAUGCAUUUAUUUGUUUGUUUAGAUUUCCAAUUUUGAAAUUUUAAAGGGGUAAAUUGUGAAAAACUACAAACUUUUUCAAUUAGGAAUGGGUCCUCUAAACAGCCCUUAAGAGUAUCCUGAUAAACCCCUGCUCCUGUCUAAAGUGUAUCAGGUAGACCCCUGCUCCUGUCUAAAGUGUAUCAGGUAGACCCCUGCUCCUGUCUAAAGUGUAUCAGGUAGACCCCUGCUCCUGUCUAAAGUGUAUCAGGUAGACCACUCGAGGUCUCUCGGCUCACUGCCGUGACAGUACUCUCCACUGGAACGUGUCGAUGAUGUAGCAGGUAUAUAGAUACGGUGUCUGACUACAGGACAAUACUCUCCAACCUAGAGUAGUUUUACAUAGACCACUCAAGGUCUCUCACUGCCGUGACAGUACUCUCCACUGGAACAUGUCCAUGAUGUUUCUGGUAUAUAGAUACAGUGUCUGACUACAGGACAAUACCCAGACAAAGAUCUCCUUGAUGUAGAUAGGGGGUUUAAUCAUAGUACUGUAAAUAUACUUGUUUAAGCAGUACUCUACUUUUAGUGAUUUUCACAUUUGAAAUAUUGCAUCAAAUUAUGAUUACACUGACAGAAGGUUCUGUAAGUCAUCUUUUAUUGUAUUGUGGAUUCACCAAUAGAUCAGUGUUCUAAUCUGUAUAGUUUGAUGAAACAUUAAAGUUUAGUUUCUAAAUUAAGUAUGUUUACAGUAACUGGCCCUCAAAUUACUCUCAAUGUUCAGUUUGAUUGUAAUUCUAUCUUUUUGUGCUGAAUUAUAAUCAGAAAACAUAUUGUGAGUUGAGUAAAGCCUUGGUUACAAAAAUCCUGAUAUCUGCCCUGUGCGUGUAACGGUUUGAAACAUUUACUGUGUAUUAACGUAACGGUUUGAAACAUUUAAUGUGUAUUAACUCCAGCUUUCCUAGUUACAUGAACAUUAGUGACUACAGAUGUAUACCUGCAGAUCAUGAAAAUAAAUAAUGAAUCAAAUAGUUUGUAAACAAAAAUCCUUGAAAGAGAGUAUUGUUAUACAUCACACAAUACACCGUAUGACUUAGUGAUUUACGUUAGGGUCGGUAAAACUGUGAUGUGUAUGUGUUCCCAGGAAACAUUUGGUCCGACGUAUCACUAUGAUUUAUGUUUUCCGUUAGUGGGAUCUCUUGUACAUGUUUGUAGUAUACUGAUUUUUGUUUUCAGAUAUCAUGUUAUUUUGUAGAGUGUUAGUAUGUACAUAACAAUGUUUGAACACAUAAUUAUGUCCUAAUUCUGUGACAGAUGUUACAGGUGGUAUAUUCUCCGUACUAGAAAGAUUUAAUAAUUGGUAAAUGUAAUUAUAUUUAAAAAAUACAAAUCAUUGUUUUUCACAACCUCAGCCAAUUACAUCAUAUACUUACAGGGGAAUAUUGAUAGAGUCUGUCAUAUGUAGGAUUAAUAGAAUCUUCCCCUACCUAGCUUGAGGGUGUGACAGAGAAAUCGCCACCCCGAGGGGGGAUGUUUUUGCCGAGGGUUAGACAACCAAAAAAAUCACACAGAGGGUUGGAGAUUUCUCUGUUAUACCCUC
Molecule: messenger RNA, 11389 nt
Organism: Mizuhopecten yessoensis (Yesso scallop)
Lineage: Eukaryota; Metazoa; Mollusca; Bivalvia; Pectinida; Pectinidae
Exons: 5
Coding region: 133-9489 (3118 amino acids)
Biological process (GO): regulation of transcription by RNA polymerase II
Cellular component (GO): nucleus
Molecular function (GO): RNA polymerase II cis-regulatory region sequence-specific DNA binding; DNA-binding transcription activator activity, RNA polymerase II-specific
Source: RefSeq, a predicted model, not a curated record